AUGCGCGUGCACGGAGACAGAGCGCGUACCAGCGGAUAGAAGAGGUCGCAUCUGCCGUGUGCACGCAGCGGGGGGCGCAGGUCAGAAAAACCGCGGACAAUACUGAUCUUAGCAAACCAGUCCUGGAGUGUUGUUUACCAUGCCCUCAAUAGAAAACCGGGAGUAAAACAUCAGCUGGGAUUAUUUUUUCUUUUUUGCUCAUUUUUCUUUUCAUGCUCACAGUUUAAUUUUUGUCUAAUUUUUAAUUUUGAUGUCGAGGACUAAAAAGCAUUACAGAGAAAUUCACUUUCCUUUUACUUAAGCUGCCCCUUUCCAUUAUUAGUAGCCUACAAGUUUCGUGUCACCGACUGAUGGAUAUGUGGUGGAGAGUGGGGCUCGCGCUGGUUAUGUGUUGGGGUCUCACGAGCAGCGAAACCCACGGGCGGAGCGCGAUGCUCAGAGCGCCGGUGCAAAAGCUGGACUUCGGGUUCGUGCCAUCGGUGGUGUACGAAACGCACGCGUAUUAUGAACCGGGUCCCAUCGGUUUACUUUUCCACAUGGUCCACGCGUUUCUGUACGUGGUUCAACCCAAUCCUUUUCCAAAAGAUCUCAUUGUUACAGUUAUCCAGCAGAACAAAGGAGGAAUCAAACUGGAGGACUUCAAGAAGCCCGAAAAUGUUGUAUUGUUGCUACAGGCUAUCUACUAUGAGGUUGGAUUCAUAGUCUUGGCAGUAGUGGGGCUGUUGUUUGUGUUGUUGGUGCCGAUAGUUGGUCUGUGUUUCUGUGUGUGUCGCUGCUGUGAGAACUGUGGGGGUGAGAUGCAUCAAAGACACAAGAAGAACGCAGACUGUCAGCGAGGCUUCUACACAGCCACACUGAUCGCUACCUCCAUCUUCCUCGCAGCGGGGGUGGCAGUCGCCUACACAGCAAACCAGAACAUCACUUCUCAGAUCAAGAGCACCAGACGCCUCAUCAGCACCAACAUAAGAGACCUGAAAUCAUUUGCCAACUACACACCAGCUCAAAUAGACUAUAUUGCUGCACAGUACACAACAGCCAAGAACAAAGUGCUGUCAGACUUAGACAAUAUUGGAACUCUCCUUGGUGGACGUGUUCAUAACCAGCUGGAAAGAGAAGUCGUACCAGCAUUAGAUAAUGCUCUUCGUAUGACAGGAGCCAUGCGAGAGGCUAAGGAAGCACUGGAGACUGUGUCAACAUCACUGGAGACCCUGCAGGAAGGGACCGGCAAACUCCAGAACUCUCUUCAAUCUGAACGCGCCUCUCUAUCAAACACACUGAGUGACCCGGCCUGUUCCAAUGGAGACGUAACACACACUUGCAACACCAUCCGUGGAACCCUCGGCCAGCUCGCUCUCAGCGCAAACUUUCAUGGGUUGCCAGAUGUUGGGGCCCAGUUGGCUAAUCUGGAAGCUGUGCUUCAAACAGAUCUCAGCAAUAUUGUACAGAAGGGCUACUCUUCCUUCAAUGACACACCAAGGAUGGUCACCGAACAGACAAAAGAAAUUGUGGCGGAAGUUAAAGGUCUGCUGGAUAAAGCAGGUGUAGAGAUCAUUGGUUUCACAAAAAGCAUCCCUGUUGAACCAGCAGUUGACAACUUCACAAAGUUCCUGACAGACAGCCAGAAAAAAAUUGAAGCAUUCUACCCUCAGAUUGACCAGAUAGACUUCUACAGAUGGAUUGGGUGUGUUGUGAUUUGCUGUAUGGUCGUAUUGAUUUUAGCAUUUAAUUUCCUGGGUCUGCUUUGUGGAUCGUGUGGCUAUGAUAAAAAUGCCACACCAACCACACGUGGCUGUCUGUCCAACACUGGAGGAAACCUACUAAUGGCUUCUGUCGGCUUCAGCUUCAUCUUCUCCUGGGUGCUCAUGGGAGUUGUAGUCACCACGUUUGUUGCCGGGGGAAACGUAGAGAAGCUUGUGUGUGAGCCACUGGCUAACAGACAGCUGUUUAAGAUCAUCGACACACCAUAUAUGGUACAUCCUGAAAAAAAGAACUUUCUUCCUGGCAUGCUGUUUCAAAAUCCAAACAUUGACCUCACUCCCGGUGAUAUGUACAGAGAUUGCUAUGAGAAUAAUGGCUUAUAUUCAGCUUUACAACUGGAGACCAAUUUCAACUUCAACAGGUUUCUCAAUGUCACAGUGUAUAGCCAAGAACUGGACAAAAUAUUUAACAGUGUGAAUGUGGAUCUCCAGGGAAUAGUUCUCCUGGACCAGGAGGGCAAAGAUAACCUCAUUGACUUUGCCAACACAGGCAUUGGGCAAAUCAACUAUCAGGUUUAUCUAUCAGAGGUAAAUAAAGCAACAACAGUUGUGGAUCUUCUGUCCUACGCCAAUGAACUUGAGGCUCAAGCAGACCGACUGCCACGCGGUGCCCUUGAGAAUGCACUGAAAGGUCAUGCCAGCAGCAUCAGACAAAUACACAAAGAACAAGUUGUGCCAAUGGAGCAGGCCAUGAAAUUUGUGAAAGCAAGGAGCUCUCUAAGUCAGAGCAUCAGACUGCUCCAGACAUCAUCAACAGAUCUGCCUACUAAAGUGAAUAAUGUACUCAAUGCCAUUGAGGCUGCAGAGUAUCUCAUCUCCAACAACGCAUCACAUGUAGUCAAACAGGAGACUAAUAAAUUCAUAAAAAACAUUAUGGGCUAUUUUAUACAAUACACUGACUGGGUCAAGCAUUCUCUGGAGAUGGAAGUCGCCCAAUGCAAACCCAUCGCAAACAUAGUUGACACGCUGGAGAUCGUAGCCUGCAGCUUCAUUGUUGACUCAGUGAACACAUUCUGGUUUGGACUGGGAGGAUGCUGUCUGUUUCUUAUCCCCAGCAUCAUUCUUUGUGUAAAACUGGCCAAAUUCUACCGCAGGAUGGACACUGAGGACGUCUAUGAUGAUAGUAUGGACAUUGUUGUCAGUGGUUAUCAUAGUGAUGCUCUAUAUGGCAUAAGCAACCCUGUGAUGAGCAGCUAUCCAUCUUAUGACACAAUGAGGUGGUAUCCUCGUGCUUCUGCACCCCCGAGACAGCCUGACUGGUGACACAAAUUCACAUACUGUACAUCCUUUCAUUUGUGGCAUACAAUCCCACAUGCGUUCUACAGUGGUACAGAGAACUGGAACUAAAGAGAGUUUUGCAAGGGAACCACUAUUUCACAUUCCAAGAAUGAAGAUAAAAGGGAAUAAACAGCAAUCUGUGAAUUAAAAAUUAUUCAUUCCAGUUUCUCACAAUAAAACAUAUUCAUUAUUUAAGUGAAGAAUUUUCAUAUGUUACAUAUUGUAGAGUUCAUUACACAUGGCAAGUAUAUAUAUAUAUGGAGAUCUUUUCAAAAAGUUUUAUAUGUUUUGUUAACACUUUUUUAGAUUUUUUAUUGGUCUUUAACAUGAUAUAAAAAAGAAACGCCUCAUAAUGUCACUGUAUGCACUGUGAUAUUGUAUUGUUGGUUCUUAUUCUUAGACUCAAACUAAGAAUGUAAUGAUGUUUCUGAACCAAGCAACACACAGUUGUUUAUUUAGAUGAAAUGGUUAAAGCAGAUGACAAUGAAGUAUUUUAUGUAGAAAGGUUAAUCUAUCAAGAUACUUCUUAUUCUUGUGUAAAAUACUACUUUUUAAAUUUUGUUGUUCAGUGAAUACAUUAAGUAUUUAGUAAUUUGUUUCAGAAAUGUUUCAAAGGAAAUGAAAAACCAUUUGAGUAAAAAAUGUGUGUUAAAUGCACUGAAUUGCAAUCGAUAAAAUAAUUUGUUUGCACGUGCUCUUGGGUGUAGUGCCAUAUUCACUAAAGAUAGUGAGCAAAAAAUAAAAUCUGUUAAAAAUAAAACUGGCACUAUUGAAGCAGCAUCUAAAGUGGGCAUUUUUGCGCAGAAACUGAAUGACAAUAUCUUUUUUUUAAAUAUUCAAGGAGCAGUGGCAGUGCUAUUCCGGCAUCUUUUUUAAACUACUGUAGUAUAACAACUGUUUUUCGCUCCUUCAGAUCUUUGUAAAAUAUUAUCGGAUGCCAAAGUCUUAAAAAACUUAAAUGUUUAAAAUGUCCGUCCCUUUAAAACAUAAGAACAGGAUGGUAAAUGAGCUGG
Molecule: messenger RNA, 4048 nt
Organism: Misgurnus anguillicaudatus (oriental weatherfish)
Lineage: Eukaryota; Metazoa; Chordata; Actinopteri; Cypriniformes; Cobitidae
Gene: prom1b
Product: prominin 1 b
Cellular component (GO): microvillus; apical plasma membrane; prominosome
Molecular function (GO): cholesterol binding
Source: RefSeq, a predicted model, not a curated record